GUGUAUGCCACUAUAAAUAGAACGCACUGGAGACGUUCGUGAAACGCAAUUUGUUACCGGAUGUUUUUCUCUGACAACAAACGUGUGUGUGAGGUUUGUUGUGCUAGACUCAUCAAGAGAUAUCAUUAUGCAGUUUAAAUUAUCAUACGUUACCUCCUAUCAAGAAACAUGAAAUUCAGCAGUUCAUUGAUUUUCGUGUUUUGCUUCAAAGUCAUGAAUUGUAAUCUGUACCCUGUAUAUACCUACGCACUGAAAAUAGGAGACCCAUUUACCUGUACAUGUAGAGGCUAUUCUACAUAUGAAUUAACGUGGACUUUACAGAAGGAAAAUGGAGAAAUUAUACCUCUAAUAAACAGAUGUGAAUUUCCUUUUAAAAAUUGCACGGUCGAGUUCCUUCACGGUGGUAUUUCCUACAAGGCUGAUGAUGUAUAUGACCGCAGGGCUGUCGUUUGGACUCAUCUCACAAUUCAACGAACGGAAGUCGACAUGAUGGGACUUCUUUGCUCAGUCACUGUAGAUGUAGACAGGUGUUACAUGAAAGUCGUGGAUAAUGUAGGAGACUCUUCAGAUAUCUCAGCAGUGAAAAUAGGAGACCCAUUUACUUGUACAUGUAAAGCCUCUCGUUUGGGCGCAUUAACGUGGAAGUUACACAAGAACAAUGGAGAACAUAUACCACUAAUAACGAAAUGUCUCUACCCAUUUAAAAAUUGCACAGUCCAGUACCAUCAAGGUGGUAUUACCUUAGAGGCGGGUGAUGAACACUUGCAUAGAGUUACAACUCGUCUCACUGUUCAACACGCUGAACAAGACAUGACAGGAAUCUUUUGCUCAAGCAAAUCUAUCCGAGAACGAUGUUUGUUCAAUUUCGUGGAUAACGUAGAAGUGAUCCACGAACUCAACGAAGGAGAUCAGUUCACCUGUGAAUGUAGACUAUUUGAUGACAUGGAUGCUGAAUGGACCCUAGAGAAGGUUGGCGGAGAAAAGAUUAGUUUGGUCUCAGACUGCUACUGGAAAAACAAUUGCUUUCACGGGAAUUAUACAGGAUCACUACACGGCGCCGCUGCGCUAGUGUGGCUCGCCGGUGGCUCCCUACAGAGCCCCGUGGCACCCCGUGGCACCCCGUCAGAGAUCACUGAGGAGUGGCUACCUCACUAUUACGAAGGGCGACUAACGUUUACUAAAGGUUUUCACCCAGAACGCCCCGUGGCGUCUUUACGGUAG
This is a messenger RNA of Physella acuta, 1221 nucleotides long. RefSeq lists its product as uncharacterized. The record is from RefSeq and is a predicted model, not a curated record. Lineage: Eukaryota; Metazoa; Mollusca; Gastropoda; Physidae.